ACCUCGUAGUCAGAAUUUAAACAGAAGUGAUCUUUAUCUGCUGUUUCUGCUGUCAGUGUUGAGUGGAACAGGUCAUAUCCUGUCUCUCUAAAACUCCUCCCAUUAAGGAAGUACAGAGUCCGAGACGACUGCAGUCCUUUUGCAGUGUUCUGCUCUGGUGAGUUUAGUUUUAUUCUCGGUUUAUGGAGAAUUCUGAGUCUCAUUUUCAGCUCUGUGAAAGGAAGUGAUUACUAACUGGACCUGCAAAGUCGUAUAUUAACUUUAAACAAACCUGAAAUCAGGGUGUGAUUACUUUUGAUCAAAGUGAAAGUGAAUCUGAACAUUCGGACUGGAGAGAACAACAACAGCAGCAAAAUAAAAUGGCUUCUAAGUUUUCAGAGGAGGAUUUCUCUUGUCCUGUGUGCUGUGAAAUCUUCACGGAUCCUGUUGUCCUGCGCUGCAGUCACAGUGUGUGUAAAGUGUGUUUGCAGAAGUUCUGGGAGACCAAAGGAUCCAGAGAAUGUCCUGUUUGUAGGAGGAAGUCGUCUAUGGAUGAACCUCCCGGAAAUCUGGUCUUAAAGAACCUGUGUGAGACUUUCUUACAGGAGAGAAGUCAGAGAUCUUCAUCAGCGUCUGAAACAGUCUGCAGUCUGCACAGUGAGAAACUCAAACUCUUCUGUCUGGAUGAUCAACAGCCGGUGUGUGUGGUGUGUCAGACUUCAAAAAUACACACCAACCAUAAAUUCUGCCCCAUUGAUGAGGCAUCAACAGACUGUAAGGAGGAGCUGAAAACUGCUCUGAAGCCCCUACAGGAGAAACUGAAGAUCUUUAAAGACUGUAAACUGAACUGGAGUCAGACUGCAGAACAUAUAAAGAUUCAGGCCCAACACACAGAGCGGCAGAUUAAGGAGGAGUUUGAGAAGCUUCACCAGGUUCUACGAGAUGAAGAGGCAGCCAGGAUAGCUGCACUGAGAGAGGAAGAGGAGCAGAAGAGUCAGAUGAUGAAGGAGAAGAUUGAGAAGCUGAGCAGAGACAUAUCAUCUCUUUCAGACACAAUCAGAGGCGUAGAAGAGGAGCUGAGAGCCGAAGACAUCUCGUUCUUACAAAACUACAAGGCCACAGUGAGAAGAGCUCAGUGCACACUGCAGCAUCCAGAGGAGCUUUCAGGACCACUGAUCCAUGUGGCAAAACAUCUGGACAACCUGAAGUUCAGAGUCUGGGAGAAGAUGCAGGACGCUGUCCAAUACACACCUGUAACUCUGGACCCCAACACUGCUCAUCCUUACCUCAUUGUAUCUGAUGAUCUGACCAGUGUGAGACUCAGUGAUGAGGAACAGAAGCUUCCUGAUAAUCCAGAGAGAUUUGAUGAUUGUUGCUGUAUCCUGGGCUCUGAGGUCUUUAACUCAGGGACACACUGCUGGGACGUUGAAGUAGGAGACUGUACACUGUGGUUAGUGGGUGUGAUGACAGAAUCUGCUCAGAGGAAGAGAAAUAUAUACUCCAGAAGUGGAAUCUGGUGUGUGUGGUAUUCUGAUGGUAAAUAUAGAACAUGUUCUACACCACAGUCACACACUCUCCUCUCAGUAACACAGAAGCUCCAGAGGAUCAGAGUGCAGCUGGACUGGAACAGAGGAAAGCUGUCGUUCUCUGACCCUCUCACUAACACACACAUACACACUUUCACACACACAUUUACUGAUAAAUUACUGCCAUUUAUAGAUGUUAGUUGUAAUAAAUCUCCUGUAAAGAUCCUCCCACUUCAGUGCUCUGUAAGAGUGAAUCAGAUCAGUUAGAGCUGAUAUUGUUUUAUUCCAAUUCAUUAAUGAAAUAUUGCUGAUGAAAAGAUUCAUGUUCUUUGUGAAAGUCUGUUUUUACUGAAGCUCUGAACACUUCAUUGUGGAAUUUAUUUUGAAGUGUUAUAUUAUUAUUUCGACUCACCUUAUCAAUUACAUCAAAAUAAUGUGAAAACUCAAAAUAAUAAGAUAAUAUCUUGAAUAUUAAUAUAUCUUGAAAUUACAAGAUAUUAAAUACAAUAUUUUAAAUGAAAAUAACGACCUACUGUUUUGAAAUAAUGAAUUAUUAAAUAAAAAUAAUGUGAUAAAGUUCAAAUAACUCCAUAGUACAUUUCCCCACAACGUUCAGUUCAGGGCUUCCAGAAACAAAUAAACCACAGAAUGAAUUUAAAAUCAUAAAAAUAUGUUUAAACGUAGAUCUCUAUCUCUAUUCAUUUUAUUCCUGAAUUUAAAUCACUGUAAAUAAACUGAGGCUUUGAAGACUGGUGUUAUUUGUAUGCAUAGCGCUAACAAUUUGUAUUGUUAGCGCUAUGCUGUUAAUCCUGGGUGAAAUGUUUAGCUGGAUGUGUGUGUUAUGUGUGAAACUGUGCAGUGGAGGAGAAUUCAAAUUGAGCUCUAAGUUUCCCUCCACCAGCAGUUUGUGGUUGUGUAAAGAUCAGAUGGAUCUGUACGUUAAUCCUGCAUUAUUAGUUAAAUAGUGGAAUGUGAUUCUGAACAAUUUCACAUUCCCAGUUAUAUAAGGGUGUACAAACUUAUGCAAGCUGGGUAUUGGAUUCUUUUUGUUUUUAUUUUUUCCCUAAAAUAUUUCUGUUUGUUUGUCACUUGACAUUUAUAUGUUGAAAUUUCACAAUAAAGGUGAAAAAGGUUCA
Messenger RNA from Ictalurus punctatus (channel catfish), 2641 nucleotides. Its product is annotated as E3 ubiquitin-protein ligase TRIM35. Gene Ontology annotation, molecular function: zinc ion binding; protein binding. NCBI's taxonomy places the organism in Eukaryota, Metazoa, Chordata, Actinopteri, Siluriformes, Ictaluridae. Bases 360 to 1772 code for a protein of 470 amino acids. The record is from RefSeq and is a predicted model, not a curated record. The transcript has 6 exons.